AUGGCAGCUGGCACUGUCCGAUGUCGGGGCUGCGUUUGUCGGCUGCACCGCUUUCGUGGCUGCAACACAUCGCCACGGGUCCAUGGCGUACCGAUGCUAAUGCCUGCGUCUCGAAGGCAUGCAACUCUGACUGAGCUCGAGCAUCGAGAUGAUGGUGCUUUCAAGCGGUAUCUACCUGGACCGAAAACGGGUGGGUUCGCCAGGGGCUCGUUCAUCGCCUGGCGUAGACAUGAGCGAGUCCGAGAUUCUGCACUCGUGAACGAAUCUAUCCACAACUUGUAUGAGUUUCUCAACGUCGUUGGUGAAGGUGGCUUUGGGACCGUCCACAGAGCCAAGCAUCGCCGAACCGGUGAGAUAGUAGCCAUCAAGAGCAUCAGCAAGGACAAGCUGAAGGACGAGGAGGCAUUGCAGAUGGAGGUUGAGUUUCUGAAGUUGUCUGAUCAUCCGAACACCGUAAGGUACUACGAAACUUUCGAGGAUGCAAAGGAUAUCCACCUAGUGAUGGAGCUCUGCUCUGGUGGGUCGCUGGCCGAGUACAUCGAGAACGCCCAUGACUCCUAUGGGCCAGGUGUGUCAGAGGACGAGCUUGCACGGAUUGCAGUGCAGAUCCUCAAGGGCAUAGCGUAUUGCCAUGCCCACUCGGUGGCUCACAGGGACAUUAAGCCGCAGAACUUGCUCUUCAGCUGCGGGGAGCCUGCUGCUGGGAGCGCCAUACCGAUUGCUUGCUCUGGCGAGGGCGAUGCGCCCCUGAAGUUGGUGGACUUUGGCAUUGCUGGAGUGGUGAGGAACGAUCGCCCCGAGAAGCGGCUGCUGACGAAGUGCGCUGGCACUGUGGGUUAUAUGGCCCCAGAGGUGUUUGGAUCGAAGCCGUAUGAUGGAAGAUCGGCGGACAUGUUUUCCAUUGGCGCCGUGAUACAUCAUAUGAUGGUCGGCUUGCCUCCAAGCUGGAAAGCUGUGAGCCUUGGCCCAGUGGAAUCCCUCAGAGGUAGGCGGGUUCCAGUUCGUUGCUUGAGCAUCUCAGGAAGAGCUUACGACUUUCCAGGGCGGCUUCGCUACCAGAGGUUCUCCGAAGACUGCCGGUCACUCCUAGAACACCUGCUCCAUGAAGAGCCGGAGAUGCGGCCCACGGCUGCAGAGGCCCUCCGACAUUCUUGGUUCGAGAGCAGAGGCAUCCAUUUGCAAAGUCAUUACGGGGAUCGCGAGAUGGCUCCACUCCUCGAGCAAUGCUUCAGGAGGAUGCACCGCUUUUCUCAGCGAUCGCAGCUGCAGAAAACCGUCAUGUACAGUAUGGUGGCCUUCGCGCCUCUGCAUAACCAUCAUAUGGAACGGCUUCGCGUGGCAUUCUUGUUCGCGGAUCGAGGCACUUCCGCAGGGCAUCUCAUCUCGUUAGCAUUCACGAUAAGCUGCUUCGAGUUCGUCGAGUUGGGAAGGAAGUACAGCUCCUUCUCUUCCACUGAGCUGCGUCACAUCUUUGCCACAGCAAAUGUUUCCAAGAGCGGUAAGCUUUCAUACUGUGAAUGGCUAACAGCUUCUGCUGAUGAUCAAUGGUACCGGAUGGAGGAGCAUGCAGCGAGGGCGUGCUUUGGCUAA
Messenger RNA from Symbiodinium necroappetens, 1590 nucleotides. NCBI's taxonomy places the organism in Eukaryota, Dinophyceae, Suessiales, Symbiodiniaceae. The record is from the annotation of a GenBank genome assembly.